Messenger RNA from Lymnaea stagnalis (great pond snail), 5791 nucleotides. NCBI's taxonomy places the organism in Eukaryota, Metazoa, Mollusca, Gastropoda, Lymnaeidae. The record is from the annotation of a GenBank genome assembly.
AGGAGAUGGACAAAGAAGAAAAGGCUUACCUUAUGUUCAGGAUCGACAGGCUGCGUAUAGACUCGGCAAUCACUGUACAUGGGUACGCAGCUUAUGCCACCCUAGGGGGUGUCCAGCUGGUGGACAAGAUACAUGUUGGUAUGUGAACCAAACCUUUGAACGUGAAGACCCUAUCAGAAAAUUAGACGUCAUGUCAUGCUCACAUGAGUGAAAUAGAGGGAACAACUUGAGAGUUUAGUAAUCUUUAACUUUUUGCUUGACCAGAUUUGUGUUUCUUUCCUUUUCAAAUCCAAAUGCUUCACCUAAUUAAAAAGCCCCCCCAAAAAUAUUGGCAUUCUUAAAAAUUUUUUUUUUUUAUUUCUCAUCUGUGAGUUGUAACAAUAACCAACCUUUAUUUGGCUUUUACUUCAGGCCAUGCGGGCGAGUACAUGGAAGUACUGAGUACAAACACAAUCAACAACAACAACUUGGUCUCUAUCAUGUACAGACAUGUGAGUUGUCACUUAAUUUUGGCUCAUAAUUAUGGUUAUAUUUUGGAAUGUAAAAAAAAAAAAGGUCUGAUUGGCUGAUCCAGUUCACUAAGCAGACUCUGGACAUGACUACAUUUUCAUGUCAUGGUUUAAGAGAGGAAAAGAAAAUGCGGAAUGAGAGAAAGAGUUGGAAUAAUUUACACAGGGAAACUGAACCGUCAGUUCUAAAUUAAUUGUCACACAAGUUGUCACACAGGUUGUCACACAUGUUGUCACACAGGUUGUCAGUAAGUGAGAUACUUUAAUGUAGUGUUAGUUUUUUGUUGUUUUUUUUUGUUUACCCCAGGUGGAGCCGGUGUGUCCAGACUUUGCCACCUACUACGGUGGAGUGGAGCAUGCCAUCAAGGUAAAGGUUCUGUCCAUGGCAACAUUGUUUGAUCAGGCCAGCAUGAUGUACCUGAACGCAUUCCUGCAGAGUAUCCUUUCAAGGUAAGGCGAGGGUACCAUGUCAAGGUAAAUCAAAAGCCAUAAUGUCAGUUUAAGUCAAACUCUAUGUCAAGGCAAGUCAAAGAUUUAUCUCAAUAUUUAUCAAAAUAUGUCAGAUUCCUCCUCGUGACUGCCUCCAUUGACAGUAUAUUUUACCGCUUCUUGUUUAUUGACAGUGUCCAUAACCUGGAGAUGAGGACCAGCAGCAGUUCUGUCAUGACGACGUCAGAUGUCAGCACCAAAGACAAAGUUUCCAUCACCGAACGUAUUGUCAACAUCACUGACCAAGGUCAGCUUUGAUAUGAGUCACAGAUAGGUUAACUAGAGCUUUGAUAUAAGUCACAUAUAAGUUAACUAGAGCUUUGAUAUUAGUCACAAAUAAGUUAACGGGUUAACUACCAUGAGCCGCUGGGAGCGGCUCAGCGUUCGUUUUGUUAUGGCCACGAGGUGCUGGUAGCGCCAAUGUUAGUAUCGUAGUACAUCGAGUCAAAUAUUUAUAUUAUUCCAUUCCCGUUUCGCUUCGAGAUUUUAAUUUACCAACCGGAUGUUUAUAUUCGAAACGCAUGCUAUCAGCAGGAUUGUUUUAAAAAAACGAAAAGUUAAUUAGUUUUGAUUUUAUUUCCUAGCUAGUUACAAAAUAGUACACGUUUACCGCAGCAACAAGUUACCGGGUUACUGAAGGCAAAUAAGUGAUUGGAAGUGUAAAUACUUUUCAAUUUCUGUGUUCUUUUGUUUAUUAUUGGAUAUACUAUAUGGAAACAACCAAAUGAAAGGCUUUAAAUGAUUUGGAAAUUUAUAUUAUUUAUAAUAUAUAGGUAAGUUAGCACAUCAAUAUAUUUUUAUUGUUUUUCUAUUGAAAAUACUAAUUUAACAAUUAAUAAUUUCCUAACAAAACUUAACUUUACAAAUGUUUUAAAUUUAUAUUAUAGAACAUUCAAUUACCUACAAAAAUUUUUUAUUAAUCAUUAGAAUAUGUUUAUAAUUAAGGAAACUGCAGCUGAAUUUGUACAUACACCUAAAAUGAAAAAAAUGUGACCUAGAUUUAAUUCGGCCACAGCCGGUUUUGUUUCAAUCUCGUAGUUAAUCAGUUAACUAGAGCUUUGAUAUUAGUCCCAAUAUAAGAUAACUACCGUAUUUUCCGGCGUAUAAGAUGACUUUUUAACCCAUGAAAAUCUUUUCAGAAGUUGGGGGGUCAUCUUACACGCAGGGGGUCAUCUUAUACGCAGGGGGUCGUCUUAUAAGCUGGUAUAAGGCGUGCUGAAGUUUGAGGGACAGGCGCCCUCUCGUUCAAGUAUGGUUGACAGCUUAGGAAACAAAUAGCAUGGCAGCUCCCAUGGGUUCAUUGUCUUAUCCUUCCUUUCUGAUUUAAAAAAAUAUAUAUAUUUUGGUGUGCGUUGGAAGAGGGGUAGUCUUAUUAGGCGAGUAUGGGCCAAACUCUAUAUUUUAACAGAAAAAGUAGGGGGGUCAUCUUAUACGCCGGAAAAUACGGUAGAGCUUUGAUAUUAGUCACAUAAAAGUUAACAAGAGUUUUGGUAUUAGUCACAAAUAAAUUAUCAAGAGCUUUGAUAUGAGUCACAUAUAGGUUAGAGCUUUAAUAUUACUCCCAAUAUAAGUUAACUAAAGAUUUGAUAUUAGUCACAAAUAAGUUUACUAGAGCUUUGAUAUUAGUCCCAACACCAGUUAACUAGAGCUUUGAUAUUAGUCCCCAUGUAAGUUAACUAGAGCUUUGAUAUUAGUCCCCAUGUAAGUUAACUAGAGCUUUGAUAUUAGUCCCCAUGUAAGUUAACUAGAGCUUUGAUAUUAGUCCCAACACCAGUUAACUAGAGCUUUGAUAUUAGUCCCCAUGUAAGUUAACUAGAGCUUUGAUAUUAGUCCCCAUGUAAGUUAACUAGAGCUUUGAUAUUAGUCCCCAUGUAAGUUAACUAGAGCUUUGAUAUUAGUCCCCAUGUAAGUUAACUAGAGCUUUGAUAUUAGCAACAUAUAAGUUAAUUGAGCUCAGAAAUAAGAUUUACUGCAUCAAAAGUAUACUCAGACCGUCUUCUUCUUUUUUUUUAACUCUGUGUCACAACUUAUAUAUCUGUGUGUCAGAUGGUUCUGUAUAUAUUUUUAGUUGCUGCAUAAAAAGUGUAUGUGGACUGUUGGUAGCAACUUGAGUUUCAUCUCAACACAAUAGUUUGUUGGUUCUAUUUUAACAAUGUCUAAAACCUUUGUUAUAAAACUGAAAUUUCUCUCCCUGUGUUAUAAAACUGAAAUUUCUCUCCCUGUGUUAUAAAACUGAAAGUUCUCUCCCUGUGUUAUAAAGCUGACACUUCUCGCCCUGUGUUAUAAAGCUGACAGUUCCCUCCAUGUGUUAUAAAGCUGACAUUUCACUCCUUGUGUCUGAAACAUAAACUGUGAGUUACCUAUCAAUGCUCAGACUUGAGUUAUUUAUUUCCUGCUUAGCUUUCUCGUAAAAUAUCACUCACCUCUGUUAUGUUUCAGUGGAUGGCUUGCCAGGUAACAGCACCAAAGUUCAUCUGAUAGCCGAGCUCCAAGAUUUCACCAUAAAGCUAACAGACUCGGACAACAGCCUGGCAGAAGUUAAAGUGAAAGGUGUGAUUUCAAACAGACUAAGUCAUGUUAUUUUUAAUCCAUUUUUUAAAAUAAAUUGUGUUAAAUAUAACUCAAUAUCAAUCUCUUAUCAGUAAAUGACUCUUAAAUUUUUGUUCCCAUCAUAAUUUUUAAAAAGAACUUCUGCUCUUAAUUGUAUCAAACCUUUUGCAUGACCUUUGUCCCCUCCAGGUUUUGAAGGAAGUGUCAUUGCUAAACCUGCUAAGACAAUCAUAAGGUCUCGUCUGAAAGACCUCAGUAUCAGGGACUGUAGUGCUGGGGCUAUCUAUCAAAAUGUAAGACAGUUUCAACCAAACCAUGAACUUUAAAUUUUAAAUUAUUUUUUUUUGAGUAAUUUUACAAAAAAUAUUUCGAUUGCAAUAAUUUAUCUUCUUUUAAAAAAAAAGUUUUAUCAAAUAAAAGAUAUUUUUUCAUAAUGUGUGUCUUAGUAGAUCCAAUUGAUUUAAAUUUAUAUUUUGUGUGGCCAUAAUUAAAUCUUAACAUAUAUUUUUUUUAUUUGUACAUAAAUUAUAUCUCAUUCAUUUUUGUAUCAGUGAAUGAUAAAUACCCUGCCAUGAAUCUAUUAAGGGUCGUUUUUGAAGGACAUCACUAAGGGUGUUGGGGGGGGGGUUGCAAAGUGCAUGUGUGCGCAAGGGGGUUCUCUCAAGAUCAGACAAAGGGUACAAGGGAGAGGGCGGUGUAAUGGAUCCUGCCGAUGUCCGCAAGCUUGCAUGUUUUUUUUUGUGUUAGAUGCAGCUUUGAGCCCACUCCGUGUAUUGCACAAAGAAGUUCAUAGCAACUUCAUUAGCUAUUUAUCAGCAAAUGUAAAGAAUGGAAGUAUUGAAUUUUUAAAUAUUUUCUCUAAUUCUCAUGUUUGUUUGAUUUCAAUAGAAAUUUUUAUAUUAUCAGGCUUAUUUAGAAGUUUACUUCUAGUGACUCAUUGCUCUUUAAAACCUUUAUUAUACUUCCUCGAAUUCCACACAAAAUAAUGUGGCUUUCAGAUGUCCGCAACCCAGGGGUGGGGGAGGUAAGCCACAUCCGGACAAGUGUGAACGACGGGCGGGGGGUGGGAGGGGAGGGUGGAAAAGAAGCGUAUUUUUUGCGGACGUCCUUUAUGAACAACCCCUUAAUGGUAUUUUGGAUGUCUUUAAUAAAUAAAUAUUUGUUACUUCUUACAUAUCCAGAUUCUGCUGCUGCAAGAUGACAGUCUGUUUGACCUUAAGGUAAAUCUUAGUAUCCUCUUGUAGAUGAAGGAAAAGCCACCGCUGGGAAUGUUUUAGUCACACGAUUUUGCUUAGUAGCUGGCUGCAUUUUGUUUAUUUAAAAUAUAUCACUUUGAUCAGAUCGAUUCCUCUCAGUGUAAACUGUUAGUUAAAAGUAGCUAAGAAUGAAUGAAGAUGAACAUUGAAUACCAAAAAUAUAUUUUCUGUUGAUUUUUAGAGCAUCAUAUGACAGUGGAAAAAGAAAUAGAAUCAUUUUAUUUUUACCUACUGUAUCACAUGCUCUAAAGCUUUUCUCCAUUUCAAACAUCCCGACCGACCCCAGCUGGUCAAGUACAAUAAAUCAUCGUCUGCCCAUCUGGACAACCGAGAAACUGGCCACGGCUUGGACUACAGCGUAAGACUCUGGCUGGGUCAGAUACAAGCGGCGGUGCUCGGAAAAUUUUACUGGGAGAUAACAGUAGGUCAUUUACAUGAUGAAGGUUAAUUAGAUAACUUCAGUCAUUAUGAAAACGGAAGUCUUUUUACAUGGCAAAUGCUCUGUAGGCAGAAUUUUAUUUAUAUAAUUUAGAUGAAAGCAGUCAUAUUAGGUAACAGAUCUAAUUUAGAUUAUGAAAGGAGUGAGUGAAAAACUUCAUUAGACUCAAGUAUUUGUAAAUCCACAAUCCAGUUGGGAUGGGUAAGAGAUGCCAGACUUCAGUAAUGACUCAGAGAUUAUACAGUAAAAUAUUAAAAUAGCCACAUCCAACCUCUCCUUUAAAAAAAAAUAAAAAAAUGUGCCAUUAUUUACUUCAUCUAAUUUUCUUUCCUCUUUCUAAAAUAUCAAAUUUGUUUUACAUAGAUGCUUACUGCGUAUGAAUUUAUAACAACUUCAGUUACUCCGUUCGAUCCUGAUAAAUGCAAGGAUCACAGUUUGUUCAAUCCAAAUUUCUUGUGUCUUCUUGUCAGAGAUUCUUUGAACCUUUCAUAAAUCAAGAGAUGACAGAGGCAGCCAGACAAACAGCUAUGGAUACCGUCACCAAACAG